Molecule: messenger RNA, 1578 nt
Organism: Cladophialophora immunda
Lineage: Eukaryota; Fungi; Ascomycota; Eurotiomycetes; Chaetothyriales; Herpotrichiellaceae
Product: methionine aminopeptidase 2-1
Exons: 6
Coding region: 82-1506 (474 amino acids)
Biological process (GO): proteolysis
Molecular function (GO): metalloaminopeptidase activity
Source: RefSeq, a predicted model, not a curated record
UACAAACUUCCUCAAUCCCAAUCCCUGCUGAGAGUUCGGUGGCCAUUCAUCACCAUAGCGUGCAUCGCGUGGAAUGUCGAAAUGGGGACGAAAACUCCGCAAAAUGAACAUCGUAGAAACUAUGGCGACUCGCCCAACUCUGAUGGGACCUGUCACGUCGGUGGUGAGCCCCGGGGCUCUCACAUGUCCAGAGACGGAGAUGGUUGUCUCGGCGACGUGGGAGGAGGUGAUGACGAGAGCGACGGCGACGGCGAUGGAGACGGUGAGAGAACAAACCUAGGACCGCUGGAGGCGCCCUCGACCACAGGAGUCAGAGACGCACAGAAGAAACGAAAGAAGCCCAGGAAGAAGAACAACAAGAAGAAGAAAGGGCCGGUGCUUUUGCCUGUCAAGCAGUCUUCGCCACCGAGAGUCCUGUUGAGCGACCUCUUCCCGUCUGGCCAGUACCCCCAGGGCGAAGUGCAGAGCUACACUGAAGCAAGGACAAGAGCGGCUGAAGCACGCUACACAGCUCGUCGGCACUGGGAAGACGAUGCCUUCCUCCAAAACUACCGCAAGGCCGCCGAGGUGCACCGGCAGACCCGACAAUGGGUCCAGGAAAGCGUCAGGCCCGGCCAGACACUCCUGGACGUCGCCGAAGGAAUCGAGGAUAGCGUCCGGGCGCUGCUCGGCCAUGCCGGACUGGAGCCUGGGGACAGCCUCAAGGGCGGUAUGGGCUUCCCGACGGGCCUCUGCCUCAACAAUCAAGUCGCGCACUACACGCCCAACCCGGGCCAGAAGGAUGUCGUCCUACAGCAAGACGACAUCUUGACGGUCGACUUUGGCGUUCACAGCAACGGCUGGAUCGUCGACAGCGCCUUCACCGUGGCCUUCGACCACACCUACGACAGCCUUCUGGCAGCUGUCAAGGAUGCGACCAACACGGGGAUCAAGACCGCCGGCGUCGACGUCCGCAUAAGCGACGUGAGCGCCGCGAUCCAAGAAGCCAUGGAGAGCCACGAGGUGGAAAUCCGGGGCAAGACGUUCCGCGUCAAGCCCGUGCGGAAUCUCUCGGCCCAUGACAUCAAGCGGUACCGCAUCCACGGCGGGAAGUCCAUCCCCUUUGUCAAGAACUCGGACCAGACCAAGAUGGAGGAGGGCGAGGUCUUUGCCAUUGAGACGUUUGGCACCACGGGCCGCGGAUACGUGGUGGACGAUGUAGGGGUAUACGGCUACGGGCUGAACCACAACGCUCCACUGGCGACAUCCCUGCCCCUCGCCUCCGCCAGGCGCCUGCACAAGACGAUCCGCGAGAACUUCGGCACGCUGGUCUUCUCCCGCCGCUACCUCGAGCGACUCGGCGUGGAAAGGUAUCUGGCCGGCAUGAACUGUCUCGUCUCCAACGGCAUCGUGGAGUCUUACGAGCCCCUGAUGGAUAUCCCCGGCUCCUACUCGGCGCAGUUUGAACAUACUCUUCUCCUGCGCGAGACGCACAAGGAAGUCCUGAGUCGCGGAGACGACUACUGAGGGAGAUGCCCAAUAGGGGCAUUUAUGCCACGCACACACACAGAGAGAGAGAGAGAGAGAGAGAGAGAGAGA